UGGUCUAUAAAAAAAAACGAGUCCAAGUUCACUCUAGUGCACCAGCAGGUUAAAAGAGGAGAGACUGAAGUGAAAGAGAAAGGGACUCAAUUCCAUAAAUUGAUCCUGAUUUAUACUGUAGGAUUAACUGCUAUUUGAAUUUUCGUCUGCAUGUAUUUCAUAAAGGACUGAAAAGCAUUCCUACAUUAUUAAAAGAAGUGAACUGUGAACUAUCUUAUUUAUGAUUUCUUGUUUAUUGGGAUACAACACAGCCGUAACCAUCGGGGUUACAGUAUUAUAGACUAUUUUAACAGAAUUAUACUUCAACUACAUGUACUUAAACAUGUAAAACUUCAUACACUAAAGUAUCAAAAUUGGCGACAGGUUCAUUUCUUAUGUUUUGAAACGUUGGCCUAUGGUUGAAAAGUUUUAUCGCACAUCUUGUGUUUGAAUUUAUCUGUGUUUCAGUGUUAAUUUUAACUUCUAAGGUUGAUAAACUUUUGGAACUAGCUUUAUUUCUUUCAUAUUUCACAAGAAAUAUACUUGAACGAUUUGAACAAAAAGGUUUUAACAUUAUAAACAGUAACAAAAUGGCAACAGGUUCAUUGUCUUCGGUUCCAAAACGUUUGCGUAUGGUUGAAGACUUUUCUUGCACACGUUGUUUAGAGCAGAAUCUUACGGAAUCUGCAGACAUUUAUUGUGAAAAAUGUUUAAGGUUUUAUUGUAAUAAAUGUGUUAUCCUGCAUAGUCAGUUUUUUACAAAACAUAUGACAUGUGGAAGGGAGGAUAUUAAGAAAUGGCCAGUUUCUAAGGCAGUGGAAGAUUUUCUCAGGAAGUGUGAGGUGCAUGAGGAUGAAACACUGACACAGUUUUGCCAUGACCACAGUCAGCUGUGCUGCUCUGCAUGUGUUGGAAUAAUUCACAGCAAGUGCAGUAAAAUGACCCCGAUUUCAGAGCUGACCAACACGCAGCCCACAGACCUACAGGGACUGUCAGUGGAGCUGGAAACUGUCAUGGGGGGAAUCAAAAGCCUACAGAUAAAUCAGGAGGCCAGUGUUCAGUCAUUGCAGAGAACAUACAAGGAACAUGGGGCAGUCAUGAUAGAACAAUUGCAUGGCAAUUUAAGUACUAAUAUAGAUAAGUGUUUUAAUAGUUCUGUGGGUACAUCGGGCAAUAAUUUAAAAGAAGAAAUGUGUUGGAGUGUUCUUUCUAUUUUGAAUGAAUUUGAUAAUAUUACUGUGAAGGAACUAAAUGACAUAAAAGAGGAAGUUAUAAGCAUAAAAGGGUCAGUUACAAGUUCUAUUUAUAAAUGCACCAGUCUUCACAAUGACUUGUCACAAUUCCAUGAAAUUGUUCAGAAAAUUGGAGAUAAUAAGGAGCUCUGCCUUAUAGCCAGCAUAAAAUGUAAGCAUAUAAUACAGCAGGCACUGACUCUGCUGGGGAAGUCAGGCAAGGUGUUUAAUGUCCAGAGUAUUACUAAGCAUAAUGUGAGAAUACCAAGUGAUAAAGGUGUAUGUUAUAUCAGAGGCAUAUGUGUUCUUCCCGAUGGGCAGGUACUGGUUGUAGACGGGAAUAAUGACAAUGUCAAGCUGCUGAACCAGCAGUACCAGGUGGUGAGUCACUGGGAUGUGAAAGCUGAGCCAUUGGACAUUUGUUUGAUCACACCCAGUGAGGUUGCAGUGGCUGUGAAUACUAGUAACAUACAUGAGGUCCAGUUUAUCACUGUCAACCAGGGAAAGCUUGUUUCUGGCAGGAAGUUUCAGUUACAACAUGAAUGUACAUUUAUUACCCAUCACCAAGGAGACCUUUUUGUCACCUCUGGUCAAGAACUGUACAAAUACUCACUGAAUGGCAAACUGAUCUGCAGACUCUACCAAGAUAGAUCAGCUGAUUGGACAGUGAGCAGGUGUGCUGUGAGUCCCACAGGAGACAGGCUGUACAUCACCAGCUACGGGCCGCAGGACAAUCUUCUCACCCUGGCCAGGGAUGGCACACUCCUGGCUACAUACACAGACCCAGCACUACGUGACCCAACUGGUCUACAUGUGACCCCUGCAGGCCAGGUGCUGGUCUGUGGAUUCCUGUCCGACACUGUACAACAGGUGGGCUGGGAGGGAGAGAGUAAGCUGGCUACGCUGGCUACUCGGGAGGAUGGAGUGUGGGGCCCACAGUCAGUCUGCUACAGCAGCACCACAUCAUCCAUCAUUGUGGGACAGGAAUGGAGUGACAACAUCCUGGUGUUCAGAGUGGAAUAGUGUGUACAUUUGCUGCUGGGUCGGGACAACGAUGCUGAGGAUGUGGGGGACAAGCAUGACGCAGAAGGAGAGCACCAGCAUUAAUAUCGAGUUGGCCAAGCAACAGCACCAGUCUGGCCUGCAGGAGCCCAAUACAGAACCAUCCUUUCCCUCCCCUGAUCCCUAGCUCCUCCCACUGGACCUCCGGCCUCAAACAGUCAGCAUCGUUACACAAGUCUGUGCAAUAAAUCCUCAGCACGUCAAGUUUUCACGCGCUGUUAUGAACAACCGAAAUAUCCGUGUCGAGAUUUCCCCAGGCAAGCCCGAGUAGUUUUGUUUAGCUCUAGUGCCAGAGUGGGAUGAGUGUUACAGAAGCGAGACGUUAUAGCAGUACUUAUGGUAACGCUAACAGUUAACGCAAACAGUUAGUUCCUGCUGUGGACAUCACGAAGAAUCUCACGAAGAAUUAAACGUUGAAUAAUUUGUUUAAUUCUUUAUAAGACAGCUAUAUAUUCAGCAAGGAACGAGAGAAAAAAAGGAACAAUUGAAAUGAUUCAUUCAGAAGUAUAUCUGCUGUAGAUAGUUAGGACAGUAGUAGCGUUACAGACUGUCCUCAGCGCACAAUAUAUUCAUGUGGUGCACCACAGACGCAAAUUCCCCCCAUUAUUGAAAACAAGUUGCUAAAAGUAAACACGUCCGGUUAUGUACUCCGAGCCCAAAGGGCAUUGCAUUGAAUUGGGACUAAAGAAGGCUAAAAAACAUGACACCAGUUUUGUUGUAUGCUCCAGUACAACCUUCGACUCUCAGCUCGAAGUAAAUCAGAACUCAAACUCGGCCCUUAACAAUAUCCGCAAGGCCAGCAUAUCAGCUCAGCUUCUGAGCUUCAGCAACUGCUAAGCUCAGAAGACCAAGGAGUAGUGAAAGGCUCAGCCAAAUCAAAGUCCAGCGAUGUGAGGGUGAGACAGCCUUCCCAUGUCCUCGUAUUGCAACAUGAAGGACAUUUUAGCUGAAACUAACAAGGGAGAGAACUGUAGAUCUGCACCAGCACAGAGCACCAGCAUUGAUAUCGAGUUGGCCCAGAAACCACACCAGUCACGCCUGCAGGAGCCCCAGUCCAGAACGACCCUUCCCCUGCCUUGACUUUUAACUCCUCCCCCUUGACCUCCUGCCUCAAAAAGUCAGCAUCGUUGAACAACUCUGUUCUGCAGGAAAUUCUGAGCAUGAAUCUGUUCUGAACAAACGCAAUGCCCACGUUACAUUUUCCAAACAUAAGCCUGGGUAGUUUUAUUAAGCUGGAGUGGCGCGUGGGCCUGAAAGGGACGAGUGUUACAGACACGAAAAGUUAUAGCAGUAGUUAUGGUAACGCUAACAGUCAGUUGUUGCUGUUGGACAUCACAACAAAUAUCAUGAAGAAUAAAAAGUUCAAUAACUCAUUCCAAUCUUUAUGAGACAAACAGAAAUUGAACGGGAGAAAAUCAAAGAACAAUAAAAGCGUAAGCUUUCCUAGUGGGAUACUUCUGCUGUUGAUAGUUUGGACGACAGUAGGGUUACAGACUGCCCCAGAUUGUCCUCUCAGCGGCCAAAAUAUCAUAUUAGAACGGACUUUUGGCAAUGUUACUGACAAAGUAAGGCAGUAAUGACUUGGUUGUGAAAACCCAGAGCACGAUAAAUCCGUGCUGACACAGAAAGGCAGUAAUGACUUGGUUGUAAACAUCCAGAGCGCGAUACAUCCAUGCUGACACAGAUAGGCAGUAAUGACUUGGUUGUGAACACUCAGAGCAAAAUACAUCCAUGCUGACACAGAAAGGCAGUAAUAACUUGGCUGUAAACACCUAGAGCACAAUACAUCCAUGCUAACACAGAAAGGCAGUAAUGACUAUGCUGUGAACACCCAGAGUACAAUACAUCCAUGCUAACACAGAAAGGCAGUAAUGACUAUGCUGUGAACACCCAGAGUACAAUACAUCCAUGCUGAAACGGAAAGGCAGUCAUGACUAUGCAGUGAACACCCAGAGCAAGAUAUAUUCAUGCUGACACAGAAAGGAAGUAAUUACUAUGCUGUGAACACCCAGAGCAAGAUAUAUCCAUGCUGACACAGAAAGGCAGUAAUGAGUAUGCUGUGAACACCCAGAGCACAAUACAUCCAUGCUGACACAGAAAGGCAGUAAUGACUUGGUUAGGAACACCCAGAGCACAAUACAUCCAUGCUGACACAAAAAGGCAGUAAUGACUUGGCUGUAAACACAGAACACGAUACACCCAUGUUGACACAGAAAGGCAGUAAUGACUUGGCUGUGAACACAGAGCACUAUACAUCCAUGCUGAAACAGAAAGGCAGUCAUGACUAUGCUUUGAACACCCAGAGCACGAUGUAUCCAUGCUGACACAGAAAGGCAGUAAUGACUAUGCUGUGAACACCCAGAGCAAGAUAUAUCCAUGCUGACACAGAAAGGCAGCUAUGAAUAUGCUGUGAACACCCAGAGCAAGAAUUAUCCAUGCUGACACAGAAAGGCAGUAAUGACUAUGCUGUGAACACCCAGAGUAAGAUAUAUCCAUGCUGACACAGAAAGGCAGUAAUGACUAUGCUGUGAACACCCAUGGCAAGAUAUAUUCAUGCUGACACAGAAAGGCAGUAAUGACUAUGCUGUGAACACCCAGAGCAAGAUAUAUCCAUGCUGACACAGAAAGGCAGUAAAGACUUGGUUGUAAACACUAAGAGAUCCAUACAUUCAUGGGGUGUUCCACAGACUCAAAUUACGCCCACUAUUGUGAACAAGGUGCUUAAAGUGAACACGUCUGGUUUUGUUAUGAGCACUUAGCACUCCGAGCCCAAAAGGCCUCGCAUUGAAUUGAUGCAAGAGAAGGCUUUGAAAAAUAACAGCAAUUUUGUUGUGUGGUCCAGUAUGCCCUUUGACUCUCAACCUUAAGAAAGCAGAACUCAAACUCGGCUCUUAGCAAUAUCAGCAAGGCCAGCAUGUCAUCUCAGCUUCUUGAGCUUCAGGAACUCAUUUGUGGGACUCCCAAGGUUCCUUAUCAUCACAAGGUGAGGCCCAGAGAAUGAUGUUAACCAAUUCCGACUCAGCCACUACAUCUCAAUAGUGUCUGGCAAUAUCCUAGCAACCAACCCACGUGGACACAGCAGCAAAAAUAGAAUCAGCUGCAGUCUAGUUGAGCAUCCUAGGGUGCCUAGCAAUGAAAUCCUCCACUAUGACCUUGUCCUUACCCCAGCACUCACCUGGUGGUCAGGUUGGAGGUCACAUUGGCCUGGGUGGUCAUGGCAAAAUCUGGAUAGCAGAGCGUUGAGUUUGGUCUGGAAGCAUUUGCUGUCACAGCUCCAUGGUGCAGGACCAUCAGUCUAAGAACAUCUUGCAGAGCGAUCCUUUGAUGCCAAUUGACACAAUCAAACACCAAAUCCCCAACCCCAAACACAGCCUGUUGUAGCAGCUGUUACCAUAUUGACCCAGGUCAACCCUAAGAAGCUCAGAUACAGAUACUGUUUUAUUAUGCUAGUCUCUUCGUUCUUCGUGGUCUGUUAAGCACUAACUCUAACAAGUCUCUUCUUUGAAUUGUGUGGCGGGUGGACAAUGAAUUACCUUGUUCAGAUUGAAAUGGCAGAAUGACAAAUUACAACAAUUUCAGUGGAAAGCCAGAAAGUCAUGUGGCCAGCCACGUUUUUUAUUUGACCAGUCAAGGUGUGUUAUGUGACCAGUCAAGGUGUGUUAUUUGACCAGUCAUGGUGUGUUAUGUGACCAGUCAAGGUGUGUUAUGUGGCCAGUCAAGGUGUCUUAUGUGACCAGUCAAGGUGUGUUAUGUGACCAGUCAAGGUGUGUUAUGUGACCAGCCAAGAUGUGUUCAAAGAAAAACAUUAUUACAUGUAUCAUGAGAACUAUGAUGCUGUCAGUCAUUUAAUGUUAAAGGCUUUGGUUAAAUAUAGUAUGUAAAGUUGUAUUAUAAGCACACAUAUUACUUCAUCUGUAUUAUGAAACUUUCACUACAGAUUUUGAUACUGAUUAUGAUAAAUGCAUGGGAAAAAAUACCCUAGAUUUUUUGUAAAUGAUUUUGAGAUUGUCAAAUCUGUUCAAAUGAUGCAGGUCACUUGAGCAAAAUUGGGGAAAAGGCAUUAAUUGCAUGUAAUAAGGCAGUUUCAGGUUUAUAAGCUUUUACAAGUAAUAAAAAUGUGCUUUUUAAAAGAAUUGUUCAGAAAGGUUGAAUUUUUAACGCUUCAGUUUUGAUCGGUCUAUUAAUUUUCUGAAUACAAUACUCAACAGUUAACUCUAUCAGGUCGCUUUUUUAUCGAGAAUCUUGCUUAUUGUCGUACUUUUUCAAGAGAAUAUUUACAAAUUGUUGGCAAAAUUGUCAAUUCUGUAUUUACUACCAUUACUUUGUUGAAUUGAAUGGAUAUGGUUUGUUACUGAAGUAGAAGAUGACCCUUGCGUUAUUUUAGAUCCUUUAAAUGAAAAUGAGAAAUUAAACAAAGAGUUAAUAAAUUAGUCUUAUGAAUCGUUGCAAACGUUAUUAUUGUUAAUUUGUGUUCAUAGAUCAUAUGCUUGCAUACUCAUAAGUGUUCACAUUCGUUUUUGGAUAAUAUAACUUAUUAUGCUUUAUAUUUUUGUAUACACAUUUAGAGCACCAGAUUGUAUCAUCUUGAAUCAGUGAGUAACUUAACCUAAAUUUCUUGAUCACUGUAUGUGGGUAUAUUAUGCCAUCUAUAUAUAGAUCACCUGCAAACAAUUGUAUCUUUGAUGUAAAUUUUUCAUUUAUUUUCGUCAUGUUUAUUAGAAAAAGUCACUUUGUUCAUUCAUUUGUACAAACCAUUACUAUUAAAAUACAUUAAUUGUGUGAUUGCUUAUGUUUGUAUUAAAGAGUUUCAAUAAUGCAGCAUAACAUAUUUCGAAGAGACAAAUAUACAUAGUGAUAUAGAAACACCUUGUUAUAUUCGAUUCGCUAAAAAUAAAUUUGAUAACAACUUAAAAUGUGUUUACUUUUAGUUUUUAUUAUCUUAAGAAAAAUUCAUACCUCGAUAUUUGAAAUCUGUCACUUACAAAUAAAGGUACCGGUAAAUCAAUGUCAUAUGUUAACAGCUGUCAAGAAUACAAUUGUCUCUAUUGGUAAUAUAUGAGAGCAAUAUUAUUUGCUAAAGAAAUACGUGUCCUUUGAUAGAUGAUAUCUGUGUACACAACUGAACAUAACAAAGUAAACACAUACAGAAUUUCAAGUAAAGUAAAAGUCUACAAGGAUUUUGUGGAAUAAACCAAUUAAAAAUAUAGGCAAAAUGCAUCAACAUUGACAUUUAUUAAAAUCUAUUAAAUUUGGAUGAUUAUUCAGUGCGUAAAAUUAUGUAAUUGUUAGAAGUGAAUGUUCUGCCUAAAAUUAAUCUUUAUGACAUAUUUAUAUUUCAACGAUGAUAUUAUACGUGUACUUGUAUUAUAGUUGAUUUAUAGUUUAUAAUGAAUAGUAAAAUUGUUCUAGUUUUAUCACAGUUUGUUACACGUUGAACCUUCCACAUAAGAUAUCAGUGGAGCGCCUUCACAGGGGCCAGUGGCUAAGGUGUGGCUGUUUAUGUUAAGCUUUUAUUGAAUGCAUGAAACAUAUUUGUUUUGUUGUUAAACAGCUGAAAAUUACUUUGUGUUUUAAAAUUGUUUGACAUGCUUUAUGUAUACCAUAUUGAUAUAUAGAACACACAAUAAACAUUUUGCGAUAA
Molecule: messenger RNA, 7914 nt
Organism: Dreissena polymorpha
Lineage: Eukaryota; Metazoa; Mollusca; Bivalvia; Myida; Dreissenidae
Exons: 14
Coding region: 570-2234 (554 amino acids)
Biological process (GO): positive regulation of DNA-templated transcription
Cellular component (GO): chromatin; nucleoplasm
Molecular function (GO): ubiquitin-protein transferase activity; protein binding
Source: RefSeq, a predicted model, not a curated record